AUGUUAACAUGGAAUAAGAUAAAAACACCACUCAUGUUCAUGUAUUCGUGUUUCUUCAAACCGUUGGGUGAUCAUGGUGCCAACUUGCAAAAUCGUCUGGAAAGCUUCUACCGAGAUCAAGCCAAUAUCUACGAUGCGUCCCGGGGAUCUUUAUUAAGAGGAAGAAAAACCAUGCUUCGUUUAUGCUCCGCUCAGCUGAAAGAGCAACUAGCACAACAAACCGGUGCAAAAAUCAAGCCUGUUUGGAUCGAUCUUGGUGGUGGCACAGGAUGGAAUAUUGAGCAAAUGAAUGAAUGGUUUCCGAUUGACCAAUUUGCCAAAGUCAUUCUCGUGGACCUCACACCUUCACUGUGCCAGGUGGCGCGUCAACGGUUUAAGGAAAAGGGAUGGGCCAACGUGACUGUUUUAUGCCAGGAUGCAGCGACAUUUCAGCUGCCUGACAACGAACAUGGAUUGGAGGGCACAAUUGAUUUGGUCACCAUGUCCUAUUCACUAUCGAUGAUGGAUCAUUUCUAUCCGGUCGUCGACAGGGUGCAGUCGUUGUUAUCUCCGCAAGGCAUCGUAGGGGUAGUGGAUUUUUAUGUUUCCGGUCGUUCCGCGGCAGCUGCAGAACAAUGGUCUCCUCAACAUAACCGGCAAUGUAACUGGUUCACCCGAUUUUUUUGGAACGUAUGGUUCGAUUUUGAUCAUAUCAAUCUCAGUCCUGGGCGACGUGACUAUCUGGAAUAUCGGUUUGGGACCAUCAAAACGCUCAAUCGUCGUAAUCAUUUUAUCAUUCCAUAUGCGAUUCAAAUCCCUUAUUAUGUAUGGCUCGGUUGCUCCAAAGCACGUCAAAGCAUGAUGCACAGCCCGGUAUCGGAUGAUAACGUGAGCAUUUCCAGCAGCAGGAGCAGUGCUUCGGAUUCAUCACUGCAGCAAGGAUUUUCUCCUACUUCCUUUUCUCUUCAGAGCAAUCCUUGGCGACUUGAUUACGAUAACGCCUUGCCGCAACACACUCAAUUCCGAUCGUAUAUCUAUGCAUUCACCUGGGAGGACCCCCGUGUGGACCUGCAGCACAUGUCGAUCGGAAAAGAAGAUAUUCUAUUUGUGAUUACCUCGGCGGGCGACAAUGCACUGGAAUAUGCUAUUCAGGGUCAGCCGAAACGGAUUCACUGCGUGGAUAUGAACCCUUGUCAGAAUCAUUUGAUGGAACUCAAAUUAGCGGGCAUUGCUUCACUGUCCUAUCACGAUUUCUGGCGAAUGUUCGGUCAAGGCAGACAUUCUGGCUUUCCAAGGCUGUUACACGAGAUCCUAUCUCCGCAUCUCAGUCCGUACGCGCUUCAAUACUGGGUUCAACACACCGAUCGUUUUGCCUCGAAAUUCUACAAAACGGGUUAUUCAGGUCUAGCAUUGACGUUGAUUGAAUGGUGGUUAAAAAUGAAUGGGCUUCUGGAAGAUGCUCGAAAAAUGGCAACUACAUCGUCCAUGGAAGAACAGAAAACCAUUUGGGAAACCCGAGUUCGGCCUGCCAUCUUCUCACCCAUGAUACGAACGGCCAUGGACAAUCCAUUGUUUAUGUGGAAUGCUCUGGGAGUUCCAAAGAAUCAGAUGAAGAUGUUCCUUAGUGAAUGUACGACCGAAGAAUAUGUGGCUAAUACGUUGGAUCCCAUUGCCCACCAAUCGCUUAUCAGCGGAGACCAGUAUUUCUAUUAUUUAUGUCUUAUGCAACAUUACCAUCCCGACAAUUGCCCUUCGUAUUUGACACAACAAGGGUUUCACACUUUGAAGACCUCCGGUGCACUGGGCGCUUUCAGACUGCACACCGAUUCUAUUCUCAACGCGUUGCAAUCGCUUGACGAUGACUAUUUGACUCGAUUGGUGGUGAUGGAUCACAUGGAUUGGUUCGACGAAGCGCAUUGUGAAGAGCUUGAACAGGAAGUUAUGCACAUGGCACGCACCCUAAAGAAGGGUGGCCACGUCUACUGGCGCAGCGCCAGUCGCCAACCGUGGUAUAAUACGUUAUUUCAGAAGCAUGGAUUCAGUCGUGUUGAAGGUCUGUCGGUUCGCCAAACUGGAACAAUGAUCGACAGGGUGAAUAUGUAUGCAAGUUUUUACCGGGCCAUUAAAUAA
Molecule: messenger RNA, 2109 nt
Organism: Radiomyces spectabilis
Lineage: Eukaryota; Fungi; Mucoromycota; Mucoromycetes; Mucorales; Radiomycetaceae
Exons: 7
Coding region: 1-2109 (702 amino acids)
Source: RefSeq, a predicted model, not a curated record